GCGCCUCACGGAGACGCAGGGUCCGUUUCGCAGCUCCCGAGGGGCUCGGCUGGGCUUCGCGUUCUGGCCGCACCGUGGCCGGCCGGAGGCCACCUGCAAGCCCGGCCGCCCGAGAUAUUUCAGUCAAAGGAAGAACUAGCUCUUCUCCUAAGAUGGAAUCUGUUGUUUGGGAAUGUGGCUGAUCAACUUCAUAUGUUGGCCAAAUAUGCCCUAUGUAAUAAAAUGAACAGAAGAGACACGAUGAUGUCAUUUUCCCGUGUUGUGAAACCAAAAACAAAUGCCUUUUGUGAGACCAAGCUAACGAACCUCUGACAGUGCAGAGUAUCGAACUGUUUGAAGAACUUAACAGUAAAAUAGAGAGGACACCUUUCCAGCUGAGACCUGCAGGGGUCUGAAGAUCUAAAGUACGUAUUGAACCUGAUUACCGCCGCUCUCCCAGACCCAGGAAGGAUGGCUAUGAAUUGGAUUGUCUUUUAUUUUUGGCCCUUGACUAUGUUUGUGGAGCAUAUCGGUGGGCACAGUUUGUUUUCUUGUGAACCUAUUACCUUGAGGAUGUGCCAAGAUCUGCCUUAUAAUACUACCUUCAUGCCUAAUCUUCUGAAUCAUUAUGACCAACAGACAGCAGCUUUAGCAAUGGAGCCAUUCCACCCUAUGGUGAAUCUGGAUUGUUCUCGGGAUUUCCGGCCAUUUCUUUGCGCACUCUAUGCUCCGAUCUGUAUGGAGUAUGGGCGCGUCACCCUUCCCUGCCGUCGGCUGUGUCAGCGGGCGUACAGCGAGUGCUCCAAGCUGAUGGAGAUGUUUGGCGUUCCAUGGCCUGAGGAUAUGGAGUGCAGUAGGUUCCCAGAUUGUGAUGAGCCGUAUCCUCGACUCGUGGAUCUGAAUUUAGCUGGAGACCCUACAGAAGGGGCCCCAGUGGCAGUGCAAAGGGACUAUGGUUUUUGGUGUCCCCGAGAGUUGAAAAUUGAUCCUGAUCUUGGUUAUUCUUUUUUGCACGUGCGUGAUUGUUCGCCUCCUUGUCCGAAUAUGUACUUCAGGAGAGAAGAACUUUCAUUUGCUCGCUAUUUCAUAGGAUUGAUUUCAAUCAUUUGCCUUUCUGCCACCUUGUUUACUUUUCUGACUUUUUUGAUUGAUGUCACAAGAUUCCGUUAUCCAGAAAGACCAAUUAUAUUUUAUGCCGUCUGCUACAUGAUGGUUUCGUUGAUUUUCUUCAUUGGGUUUUUGCUUGAGGACCGAGUAGCCUGCAAUGCAUCUAGCCCUGCACAAUAUAAAGCUUCCACAGUGACACAAGGAUCUCAUAAUAAAGCCUGUACCAUGCUUUUUAUGGUACUCUAUUUUUUUACUAUGGCUGGCAGUGUUUGGUGGGUCAUUCUUACCAUCACCUGGUUCUUGGCAGCUGUGCCAAAGUGGGGCAGUGAAGCAAUUGAGAAGAAAGCCUUGCUGUUUCACGCCAGUGCAUGGGGCAUCCCUGGAACUCUAACUAUCAUCCUUUUAGCGAUGAAUAAAAUUGAAGGUGACAAUAUCAGUGGCGUGUGUUUUGUUGGCCUCUACGAUGUUGAUGCAUUGAGAUAUUUUGUUCUUGCCCCCCUCUGCCUCUAUGUGGUAGUUGGGGUCUCUCUCCUCUUAGCCGGCAUUAUAUCCCUAAACAGAGUUCGAAUUGAAAUUCCAUUAGAAAAGGAGAACCAAGAUAAAUUGGUGAAGUUUAUGAUCCGAAUCGGUGUUUUCAGCAUUCUUUAUCUCGUACCACUCUUGGUUGUAAUCGGAUGCUACUUUUAUGAGCAAGCUUACCGUGGCAUCUGGGAGACAACAUGGAUACAGGAACGCUGCAGAGAAUAUCACAUUCCAUGUCCAUAUCAGGUUACUCAAAUGAGUCGGCCGGACCUGAUUCUCUUCCUGAUGAAAUACUUGAUGGCUCUCAUAGUGGGAAUCCCCUCUAUUUUUUGGGUUGGAAGUAAAAAGACUUGCUUUGAAUGGGCCAGUUUUUUUCACGGUCGUAGGAAAAAAGAGAUAGUGAACGAGAGCCGACAGGUGCUUCAGGAGCCUGACUUUGCUCAGUCCCUCCUGCGGGACCCAAAUACUCCUAUCAUAAGAAAAUCCAGAGGAACUUCCACCCAAGGGACAUCCACGCAUGCCUCUUCCACGCAGCUGGCCAUGGUGGAUGAUCAGCGGAGCAAAGCGGGAAGCGUCCACAGCAAAGUGAGCAGCUACCAUGGCAGCCUGCACCGCUCCCGCGAUGGCAGGUACACCCCGUGCAGCUACCGGGGCAUGGAGGAGAGACUACCUCACGGCAGCAUGUCGCGCCUCACCGACCACUCCCGCCACAGCAGCUCCCACCGGCUCAACGAGCAGUCGCGCCCCGGCAGCGUGAGGGACCUCACAAGCAACCCGCUGACUCACAUCACCCACGGCACCAGCAUGAACCGGGUCAUCGAGGAAGACGGAACAAGCGCUUAACUUGUCUGCCCCAUGGGAAACUUGUGCUGUUGAAAAAGCAGGUUUUAUUUUUUGCCUUUGCAUGACUGAUGGCCGUAACUUGCUGUUAUCACGCUCUCAGUCAGGUGCAGAUUGUCCACUGGAAAAGUAAAAUCUUGUCUUUUCUAUCGCAUCACACUGGGGCACCGAGGCAUUCACAAUGCCGCCAAUUAAUGUCAUCGCGCCAACACUUAUUUCUAGGUUAUAAAGAGAUUACUUAUUUGUCUGGUAAGCAUUUUUAUAAAUCUACUUAUUUUAUAUUUAGAAAACUCCCAAGCGUGUGGUGACUGCUUUGUAGUGAACUUUCAUAUUCCGAACUAGUCGUGAGAGAACGUUCUGGUAGUUCUGUGAAUAAAACAAGAAUUUCAGAAUUAAAUUUUCUAUGCAAGAUUGACUUCUCAGAUUAAUAGCAGGACUUUGUAGUUUUCUUUCCAAUAAGUGAAAAAGAACUGUGUUUUUAAACCAUAGGAGAGUUUGAUAAAUCAGCAAGGGUAUUUUAGCUACUAGGAUAUGACUGCAACUGAAGAAUCUAAUCAGUGUACUGAAGGCUUUCUCGAAAUUCUGUCAAAACAGUCUUUAUCCAGGGAGAUGCAGAAUGAGGACCAGCAAUGGAAUGAAGGCAGAGAUGGGCAUUUUCCCCGAGAAUUGUCCUAAUCUAUUAUUUUUGUAAAUAUUACUUUUAUUGGCUGUGUUCUUACAACAUCCAUAUGCAUGAUGGAAAAAAAUUUAAUUUAUAGCCAUCUUUUAUCCCAUGUGGAAAUUUUGAUUCCUAUUCAGAUCUGUUCUUGGAGGCAUGUAAUAAUAUAAACAUCACGCAUUAAGGGGCUUUUGGUGGUAGCAACAGUUACAAAAUGGCAGAAUGUUCUCUCGGUAUUUAUGGUUGUACUUUUCUGCAGUGAAAUGUGAUCUUGCCGAAGCCACCAGGCCAUACCCAGGCCCGACUAUCAGUGAGUUGAUUGUCUGCACUUGCAUUGUCAGCAGUAGCAUUGAGGCUACAGUUUUUGUCCUAUCCUUUAUUUUCAGAUUCUGGAUCAUUCCUGUUUAUAGCUGAUCUAUAUAUACAUAAUCUGAGUCCAAAGCAGUGAUGAAUCUGGGGUAUUUGAAAAUCACUGUAGCUAAAUGAAGCAUGAGUAGUUUUGCUGUGAAGUAUCUUUUAACCUUAAAAACUAUUAACUCAAAAAUGUUUGACAUUUUUGUCGUAUAGUGUUUAAAUAAUUUAUGAUAAACUGUGAAUUUUAUCAGGCAUGAAAUUUAUCCAAAGGGAAAGAAAGAUUUUGGAAAAUGCUCGACGUUUUCUAUAGAAAACCAUAUUUAAACAGGUGAUCCUCAGCCAUAACUACAGAUAAGAAUCUUGUGGGGAACUGUAUUUCCAGCUCCUUCCUGUCAUUGAGAUGAUAAUUGAGAGUUCUUUUGUUUUUCUUUAAGUUUUCAAGAUGAUUCUAAUCACAGCCAGGCUUGAAACCUACUAUUUAAACCUUAAACUGACUUGCCCUUGAGGACCAUCCGGAUGCCAUCGUAUUGUACCAAGUGGGAAAGCUAGUUGGAUUCAGCAUUAUGCUUUUAUAUCGUUACCUGAUACACAGUAGUUCUCCACUUUAUUUGCCAUAAUAAAACGUGGAAUUCUGGGCCCCUCUCCUAAGAGAUUCUUCUUCAGUUAAUAGAAGGUGGUGUGACUUUCAAAGCUGUACUUCUAAAAAUACCAUAGAUGAUUCUUAGACUCAAAGUCCAAGAAUCACGUUUUGAAGAAAUGUUCCGGACUCUAAAGAGACCUGGCUAUGCCAUGUGCUAGUUUUCAACCUUUAAUAAGUCAGCCUCUCUGAACCUCAGACCUCCUGUUUGUAAGUGAAGACAGAAGAUAAAUACCUACCUCAAAGUUGUCAACUAGGGAUCAAAUGAAAAAUCCUAUGAAAGCUCUUUGAAAACUUGGAAACACGAUGAAAUAGAAGGAAUUAAGCUUAUAGAGGAUUUAAGAGAUGUUUGAGGGUUACUAUAGGACCUUCCUAGAUAUGCUUAUUUCAGGUGUACUUUUCUUUCAUUUUCUAAGACAAAAAAGUACCCAGACUCAGGUGUUGAAAAGGAGCUUUCAUCAGGCACAAAAGCCAGGUUUCUGAUAAUGAUAAGUUGUUUGUAUAUCAUAUUGUCUCUUCCAAAGCAUAUGUAUCUUAGUAUUUGCUAUUGACCAAUUUGCAUCAGAUAUAUUUUGGCCCCAAGUGUUUUUCUUUUUCCUGUCUUCAUUGUCUUUCUCCUUGGAAAUGGAGUUAGUGCUCAAGACAGGCAGACUCUGAAUUAAUUCCCUCAUAACUGAUGGUUAGCAAACCUUUCUCUGAAGCCAGAUUUAUAAUGACUUAGUUAUAAAUAAAUCGGUUACUCAUGAGACUUUUGUCUGAGAAUCUCUCCUGAGAACAGCCUGAGAGGACCCAAACAAACAUUCAGAAAUAAAAAUAAGAAGUUAAAAUAGAAGGUACCAGUUUGAGCUCAAAGAUGUUGUCAGGCAUCACCAUCUGCAUUCUAUCAGCAAUUGCCAACAUGUUAGUCGGUUUCCUUGUACAAGUGGGCCAAGUAGAGACAGCUCAGUAAACAUCGAUAUGGAACUCUUGUGCUUCCUGAUUUGGAUAUAUUCCUUUGUUUCUUCUCUAUUAAACUACUAUCAUUAUUGACUUACAUACAAAUGCUAUAUUGACCUUUCCGUUUCUUUCGGUAUUUUGCUUUUUGCUCCACAAAAUUUAUUAUUUUAAUGAAUA
This is a messenger RNA of Sorex fumeus (smoky shrew), 5210 nucleotides long. RefSeq names its product frizzled class receptor 3 (gene FZD3). NCBI's taxonomy places the organism in Eukaryota, Metazoa, Chordata, Mammalia, Eulipotyphla, Soricidae. Gene Ontology annotation, biological process: canonical Wnt signaling pathway; non-canonical Wnt signaling pathway. The record is from RefSeq and is a predicted model, not a curated record. Bases 451 to 2451 code for a protein of 666 amino acids. The transcript is spliced from 7 exons. Gene Ontology annotation, molecular function: Wnt-protein binding; Wnt receptor activity. Gene Ontology annotation, cellular component: plasma membrane.